AUGAUUGGCAAUUUACCGGAUAAGUUGUAUUCUGAAUUAAAAACUUUACCAUUCACUUUUACCACCAGUACAAUUGAUACAGACGACGAAGAUUUGGAAGAUGUACUGGGUUACCAUUCAAAUAUCAUUGUAAUAAGCUGUGCUGAUUUUGAUGAAUUUGAAGACGCCAUUAGAAAAGCUAUGGGCUCGCCAUAUUGGCAUCCUCUAGCUAAUAUAAUUUUGGAUUACCAUGCGCCGUUGAAGAAAGCGAGAAUUGCUAAAAUAUUUUUUGCCUUCUUAUUUCAUAAAGUAGUUAACGUAAUAAUCAUUCAUAAUAACAAUACCUCUUUUUUAAUAUCUAACUACAGUCAGUUUAUAACUGAAAAUUAUAAGCUUCAAGAAAACUUCGGCUGUUGGACAUCAAGCAAAGCAACUGUGAGGAUAGACAAAUUCGAGACUGGUUUUACAUGUGUUCAGGAUUGCCAUAACGUAUCAUUGUACUCGUUCUUAAGAUCUGAACAUCUGGGUACUUGUAUUGGAUUCAACACAGAAGUAAUUUUCAAUAAAUCACAAAUUAAAAGCCUUAACUUUUUUGAGGAUAAAGCAAAAAAUUUGCAUGGGUAUCCAAUGCUAGCAUAUGCAAUUGAAGUACUUCCAUUUUUUAUAAUAAAGACCAGUGAUAAUGUAUCUUUUACGUUGCAUUCUCGUGACGGAAUGAUCUGGAACACAAUGGCUGAACUUUUCAAUUUUAAAAUUGAUUUAACUCCUGGUAGGGAUGUCAUGAAGACAAAGUUUAAUUUUGAAAAGAAUAUCGUCCAACUGUUCGACUUUCUACGAAGAAAAGGCGAUUUACUUUUAUUUCCUGUAUAUCAAUUCGACAUAGUUGUUGCUGAGAUAGAUUAUACAGUACCUUAUAUUGACAGCGGUCUUUGUAUAUUAUCCCAUCGGGCGGAUUACGAAACUAUUGUGUUUAAUAUAAAACUUUUGGAGCAUAAUUCAGAUCUAAUAAUCAGGUUUAUAAUGUGUUUUCUAUGUACCUGGCUAGUAUUUCUUCUUUUUAAUAUGGAACAAUAUAGAAAAAUCACUUUUGACCAAGUGGGAAAAGAUUUAAUAAGCACAUUUAAAAUUGUACUAUCUUUGAGCCUUUCCCGGUAUCCAACAAAGAACUCCUUUCUUUUAUUUUUCUUCAUUGCCAUAUGGAGCUUUUUCGUUCUUAAUUUUAGUACGCAAGCAGCUAUUAUUUCUCUAUUCUCUGCUUAUAAAAGAGGAAAAGAAGUUGACUCUUUCGAAGAUGUAAUUGAAAAGGGCUAUAAGAUUGAAGGGAUGUCUUCACCAGAUAUUGUGCUUCCAGAUACCGAAGAAAAAUUUAGGAAGAUUAAUUCUAAACUGGAACCCUUACAGGAUUUAUUUGGAUGUGUUCAAAACAUGCAAAACGACAGUAAGAGAUUUUGUGUCAUCGAUUGUACUGUUGGCCGCUAUUUAGAAAGAAAUAUGUUGAAUGAAAAAGGAAAACAGUUCCUCCAUAUUGCAAGAAAAGAUAAAAUUCAUAGCUAUUAUUUAAACAUAAUAUUUCAUAAACAUUCACUAUUAACAGAGCGUUACAACAAAUACAUUUUGAUGAUAGUCGAAUCUGGCCUGAUAAAGAAAUGGAUGGAAUACAGAUUUACUGUCAUUAAAGAGGAAGUUCCUCUUAAAGCACUAGGAAUGGAUGAUAUGGAGGGAAUAUUUAAGUGUUUCGGUAUACAGUUAUGUAUUUGCUUGAUAAUUUUCCUUGUCGAACUGUUUCUUGGUUUUCUUGAUUACAUGCAAAAUAAAGUUCAAAAGAGACAACAUCGACUUUAA
Danaus plexippus (monarch butterfly) is the source of this 1821-nucleotide messenger RNA. RefSeq lists its product as uncharacterized. The coding region runs from base 1 to 1821 and encodes 606 amino acids. The transcript has a single exon. The record is from RefSeq and is a predicted model, not a curated record. NCBI's taxonomy places the organism in Eukaryota, Metazoa, Arthropoda, Insecta, Lepidoptera, Nymphalidae.